This is a messenger RNA of Rotaria sp. Silwood1, 1191 nucleotides long. Lineage: Eukaryota; Metazoa; Rotifera; Eurotatoria; Philodinida; Philodinidae. The record is from the annotation of a GenBank genome assembly.
AUGCCUAAGCGUCGACAACGACCACUGACAGCUCCUCAACUACAAUCACUAUCACGAAAUCGAACAGUCACACCAUCUUCACCAUUAUUAUUACGAAAACCGAAACCCAUUCGUCGACCUCCAUCACCUCAAUUGCCUCUCAAAGUCACCAACAUUAUCAUCAAAGAUGAUGAAGCCAUCAUUGAGAUGCAACCAACAUCACAUAAACCUGAUUAUACAACAAAUGACAAAAAAGACAAAAUCGAAGAGGACGAUAUUAUUUAUCCAGAAGGUAUUAAUGACUAUCGUCCUUACAAAAUCAUUGCUCGCUAUCGACGAGCUGUUAGAAGAUUAGCCAAGACUGAACGACAGAAAGUGGACUUUCGUCGUGAACCUUUGCUCGUCGGUGAAAAAGAAACAGAAACAUUAGUACUUGGCCUAGAUAGUUUAGCAGAAGGACAUGGUUGUGAGCUGACAUUCACUAAUGAUGAUCAUCAAUUUGACAACAGUAUCUAUCGUGCAGCAUGCGGUGUAGUCGAUUUGGGUAGUAUUCAUACUUAUGCUCGUUCUGGCUUCUCAAAAGACAAAGUUCUUCGACAUGUUAUACCAGGAGAAUAUGAAUAUACAUGGAAACCAGCACUCAAAUUCUUGAAGCUGCAACCAAGUGAUCUCGCACCAGAACACAAUUUUGACUACAGAGAAUCUGGCGUAAUAGAAGAAGAUACGCGUGGAGGCUAUCCUUAUUACUUGCCAAUCGGCUGGUAUCGUCAUGCUCUUCGGGUUCUCGAUAAGUAUGAAAAAGAUCCCACUUGGAUUGGUCGUACAAAUGCAAAAGGUGAAUGGGCUGUCGCUUAUCAUGGAACGAAUACUAAUGCAGUGACUGGCAUCAUAAAACAUGGUCUACUAGUCAGUGCUAUCAAGCGUGAUGCAAUGCGCGACGAAGCUAUUGAACAAGGUGGAGAAGAUGCCGCUAGUCCAGGAGUGUAUGUGGCAACACAUUGUGAAGGCGGGGCAUAUCCUCAAUAUACUUUGCCUUUCACAGUGACAGUAUCUCCAUCCAAGUUCGAACGAUUCAGUUUAGUUUUUCAAUGUCGUGUGAAACCUGAGAAGUUCACUAUUCACAAAGCUCCUGUUACAACAGGCGAAGCGUGGCGUUUUGUUGAUCCAAAUUGUGUACGGCCCUAUGGAAUUUUACUGAAAAAGGAAGAUUGA